This is a messenger RNA of Drosophila serrata, 1990 nucleotides long. RefSeq names its product TBP-associated factor 6 (gene Taf6). Gene Ontology annotation, molecular function: transcription coactivator activity; protein heterodimerization activity; RNA polymerase II general transcription initiation factor activity. The record is from RefSeq and is a predicted model, not a curated record. Gene Ontology annotation, biological process: transcription initiation at RNA polymerase II promoter; RNA polymerase II preinitiation complex assembly. Lineage: Eukaryota; Metazoa; Arthropoda; Insecta; Diptera; Drosophilidae. Gene Ontology annotation, cellular component: SLIK (SAGA-like) complex; transcription factor TFIID complex; SAGA complex.
GCAUAAAUAUUGCUUUGUGCAAGUGGGUACACACUGCUCCGACCUGCUCGGCAUAAACGAUUUUGUUUUAUUUUCAUAAAAACGCAAAGGAAAUGAGUGGCAAACCUGCAAAAUCGAACAGCGGCUCCAGCAGCAUGCUGUACGGCUCCAGCAUAUCGGCGGAGUCCAUGAAGGUGAUAGCGGAGAGCAUUGGUGUGGGCUCUUUGUCUGACGACGCCGCCAAGGAGUUGGCUGAAGAUGUGUCCAUUAAAUUAAAGAGGAUUGUCCAGGAUGCGGCAAAAUUCAUGCAUCACGCCAAGCGACAGAAGCUCUCCGUGCGGGACAUUGACAUGUCUUUGAAGGUGCGUAAUGUGGAGCCGCAGUAUGGAUUUGUGUCCAAGGACUUUAUCCCCUUCCGCUUUGCAUCCGGCGGCGGUCGAGAACUUCAUUUCACUGAGGACAAAGAGAUCGACCUUAACGAGAUCACAUCGAGCAACUCGGUGAAGAUACCUCUGGACCUCACGUUACGUUCCCACUGGUUUGUAGUGGAGGGGGUUCAGCCAACUGUGCCAGAGAAUCCGCCCCCGCUCUCGAAGGACUCCCAGUUCCUGGACUCUGUCAAUCCGGUGAUCAAACUAGACCAGGGCCUAAACAAGGAUGCGGCUGGCAAGCCUACCACCGGCAAGAUCCACAAGCUCAAGAACGUGGAGACCAUCCAUGUCAAGCAGCUGGCCACGCACGAGUUGUCUGUGGAGCAGCAGCUGUACUACAAAGAGAUCACAGAGGCCUGUGUGGGCUCCGACGAGCCGAAGGGGGAGGCGUUGCAGUCGCUGGGCUCGGAUCCUGGCCUACACGAGAUGCUGCCCCGCAUGUGCACGUUCAUCGCGGAGGGCGUUAAGGUCAAUGUGGUACAGAACAAUCUGGCACUGCUCAUCUACCUCAUGCGUAUGGUUCGGGCACUGCUGGACAAUCCGUCCCUCUUUUUGGAGAAAUAUCUGCACGAACUGAUACCCUCUGUGAUGACUUGUAUUGUGUCUAAGCAGCUUUGCAUGAGACCGGAACUGGACAAUCACUGGGCGCUGCGAGACUUCGCCUCCCGCCUAAUGGCCCAGAUCUGCAAGACCUUCAACACACUGACCAAUAACCUGCAGACACGUGUGACGCGCAUCUUCAGCAAGGCCCUGCAGAAUGAUAAGACCCACCUAUCUUCGUUGUACGGCUCUAUUGCAGGGCUAUCGGAGCUGGGUGGCGAGGUUAUCAAGGUGUUCAUCAUACCCCGCCUUAAGUUCAUAUCAGAACGCAUUGAACCCCAUCUGCUGGGCACCUCUAUUAGCAACACAGAUAAGACUGCCGCCGGCCACAUACGUGCUAUGCUGCAGAAGUGCUGUCCACCGAUCCUCAAGCAGAUGCGAGCUGCUCCUGAUACGGCGGAGGAGUACAAGAACGACUUUGGAUUCCUUGGACCUUCGCUGUGCCAGGCGGUGGUAAAAGUACGUAACGCGCCAGCCACGAGUAUUGUGACCCUUUCGUCCAACACCAUCAACACGGCUCCCAUCACGAGUGCGGCCCAAACAGCCACCACCAUCGGGCGAGUGUCCAUGCCCAGCACGCAGGGACAGAGACAGGGAAGUCCCGGGGUGUCGGCAUUGCCUCAGAUUCGGGCCAUUCAGGCCAACCAGCAGCCGCAAAAGUUCGUCAUAGUCACUCAAAACUCCCCGCAGCAACAGGGCCAGGCAAAAGUUGUGCGUCGGGGCAGCUCCCCGCACAGCGUUGUCCUCUCCGCGGCUUCCAAUGGGGCCAAUGCCUCCAACUCGAACUCGAAUUCGAGUGCCAGUGGGAGCGGUAACAGCAGCAGCCUCAUCGCCACUCAACGGAUCAGCGAUAAUGUUAGUGCCGGUACCGAAGCGCCAGCAGUUGAUGGUAUAACAGUUGAAUCUUUCAGAGCACCCUAGAUGCCAGCUCACUGAUUAUUGAGACGGAUAUUGUGCGCGCCCCGCCAGAGCUGGACGAU